AUGAUCUCUGAGAAGGCUGCUACUGCUUUGGCCACUAUAGCAACAGUUUGCUGGUGUGUUCAGCUAAUUCCACAAAUCAUCUAUAAUUGGAAAAAAAAAGACUGUACUGGGCUACCACCAUUGAUGAUGUUUCUUUGGGUAGUUUCCGGGAUCCCAUUUGCCAUAUAUUUCUGUGUUAGUAAAGGUAAUGUCAUUUUACAAGUUCAACCACAUCUUUUUAUGUUCUUUUGUUCUAUAAGUUUUGUCCAAUCGUGCUAUUAUCCACCAAUAAGUAUGGCAAGAUCGAAAAUUUUGUUGAUUAUAGGUGUUAUUAUUGCGGCUGAUGUUGGUAUGGAAGUUGGCUUUAUAUUAUGGCUGAGACCCCUUUACGAGAAAGGUGUCAAGUGGCCCGAUCUAAUUUUUGGUAUUUCUGCAUCUGUCUUGUUAGCUGUUGGUUUGCUCCCACCCUACUUCGAAUUAGCCAAAAGAAAGGGUCGUGUUAUCGGUAUCAACUUUGCUUUCCUGUUCAUCGAUUCAUUGGGAGCUUGGUUAUCCAUUAUCAGUGUUAUCCUAGGUAAUAUGGAUAUCAUGGGUAUCAUAUUAUACUCCAUAGUUGCCGGAAUGGAAUUAGGGAUUUUUGUGUCUCACUUCAUAUGGUGGUGUAGGUUUAGAUUCCUUGCUAAGGGCAAUAUUUUUGACGAAGAAAGCAGCCAAACUCAAAAGGAAGAACAGGAUGAAAAAAUCGAACAAGAUAUUGGCAAGGAGGACCAAAAUGUUGCUAACUAUAACCUGGAUAAUUGUUCAAUCCUUGAUGAUGCUUCGAGCUUUGCAGACGAUUUGAAUGUACAUGAUAGUGCCGAUGGGGGGCCAUUAUCAAGAGCCCAAACUUUGCACGCUGUCCACGGAGUUGUGGUUAGAACAGAUCCUGAUUAUUAUUCGAGAUUAAGUGUGUAA
Saccharomyces paradoxus is the source of this 933-nucleotide messenger RNA. It is a transcript of the gene ILT1, whose product is annotated as Ilt1p. The transcript has a single exon. Bases 1 to 933 code for a protein of 310 amino acids. The record is from RefSeq and is a predicted model, not a curated record. Lineage: Eukaryota; Fungi; Ascomycota; Saccharomycetes; Saccharomycetales; Saccharomycetaceae.